CUUGCACAAUUGAACCUCAACAUCCAGGUUCCCCUUCGUUACCUCCACCAAACGCGUGUACCAAUACCACUUUUGAUAAUUCAUGUUCAUGUCCAUAUUUCAGAAUUCUUCCUGACAGCAGAACUACUUAUCACUAAGAAGUUUUCAUUGUUACAAAACUUUCUCGCGAGUAUUGUUGUUGUCGUAAGCAAGCAAUGGAAGGUGUGGAGGAUAUUUUGUCAGCGCAGGUUUUGAGCGCGACUGCGACUUUGUAAUUUUCCCAAACUCCCUCCGAUCCCCCCCUCAUAUAUUUGCUUAAUUACUGACCCUGUGUUAGACAAGUUUACAAGGAUUCUCUCGCGCCACCACCAUCAACCAAGAGGGCUUGGGAACGCGCUCCGCGAUCUGCCUCUGCCCCGCGUCUCCAAGGUCAGAAGAUAUGGAAAAGACCUGGCCUACGGUCGCACGAUAAUAAGGAGAACGAUGAGACCGCCAUUCAAGCAGAGUUAGAGAAGAGGGGAACAGGAUCAAGGAAGAAGAGGCGCAUCCAAGGCGCGAAGGAAAACAUCAGUGAGGCGAAAUGGUCCAACAAAUCCACACAGAGCAGUGAUCUCGAGAAUUCCAAUGGCACGAAAGAAUCAGCCCGGAUUUUGAUGGCUUUCAAUGAACCAAAACGUGGUCUAAUGGUUCCGCGAAAACGCACGAAUGCGAACCAUUUGGUCACGCCGAGAAAGGCCAUGAAAAAGCGAGCUAGUCACGUAUCGAAUGCAAUUGUACAGAGCCCGACCAAGGUGUCGCGUCAUUCUCCAGAGAAGCCUGUACGAAGAAGAGCAUCAAUGCGUCGUAGCCUUCGCAGACUCACCGUUACACCUGAAGAUGUCGAUGUUCAGGCAGCAGGUACCUUUACCUUUGAAAGUCCCAGUGACGCGACCCGAGAUUUAGUGAAAUCAGCAAAAUCUCCCAAAUUUCUGCAAGAAGCUAUCACUACACCUUCGAAAUAUAAGCCACAAGGCGCUUCCAUGGAGGGACAAGUACUGGUCUCUACUACGACUUCUGAUGUGGAAAUGGAACAGGAGACCGAACUUGAAAUUAGCGAGGAGGAGCAGAUUGCGGAACAACUCUAUGCUACUUCACCUAUGAAGCGCUCUGUAUCAAUCCUGGAGGGAAUUUCCAUGUCUGCUGAUAACCAAUCUCCACCUGCGGUACUUGAAGAUCAUGUUCACGUGCCCAUUGGCAAUAGCGAAGAGCAAAUCACACCUCUAUCAAAAACAUCGGGGACACCAACAGCCAAGCGAAGCUGCGAGAGAUCUGCUACUCGACGGAGCACCAGGUCGACCCGUUCAAGCUUGUUUACCAUCAACCAAGACACCCUGCUCAUCGAACAACUUCCUGAAGCUAUUGCAGAGGCACCAUUGGCAGCCACCCCCGAGAAUAGAAUCAAAGUUAGUGUUAGAGAAGUUAUGCCAACACCGCAACCAAAUCUCAAUACCAAUUCAACUCAAACACUUCUUACUACAAAUGAAGAAUCAGGCGAUAUCAUUCUAGCAAACGAUUCUCCUUCUAUUUUCACAUCUACUAGCGAAGUCCCCUCUUUGGACGAUCGAGAGAUGAUUUGGAGUGGAGUUCCUGAUGUUGAGUCUGGAGCUCGUGCAGAAGAUAAGAUUACCGAAGACAAUGAUGACGGCGAUUCUCAUCUUGAAGAACUCGAGGCCUUUGAAGCUACUAUGGUCUUUAAUAGGGAAGGCAGUGAGGAGUCUAGUAAUUUCGAAGACUAUGAAUCUGAACUAGAACAGUCUAUUUCCAGCUCAAUAUGUGACGAAGAUUCAACGCAAGAUCUCCGCGAUUCAAUUGAGCCAGAAGAUGCGGUUCACACUCCUACAAAGGGCACCAACUCGCCUAGCAGUGAUCCAGAUGACACAGCUGUCGAGUCUUUGGAGUUUUUGGAACCAAUCCCAGUUCCCUUGGAUGGGUCUUCAAGCAACGCAGGUGAAGACGAGAAUUUCGAUACAACCAUGGAAGAUGUCCCUGACGACAUGAAUGCUCCUUUGGAGGACGGCAACGCCCAGGAGCAGCGAGUAACGAAUUACGAUCAUGAUGAUACAACUGUGCUACUAGACUUUCUCAGUCGGCAUGCCAACAAGACUGCAAAGACCGAGGUGCUUGUUCCUGAAAGAAAACGAUCGCUUCCACACUCACCACUUAAGUUGCCUAUGAGCGAACUCGAGGAACCCACUGGACUAUCCCUCGAAACCGAACCAAAUGAUGAGUUUGAUGUCAGUGUCGCCUCCGAGAAGCCCAGCAAACGAAAGAGGCGCAAUUCACGAUCUCAAAAUGACGAGGAUCUGACUGAACCAGCAACUUCAAUCAGACGAAGUGGUAGAACUAGACUUCCUGUGAAAAGCUCACAACCAGCUCCUAGUUCCAUACCAUUUCGCAGACUGGGUUCAGACAACACAGUUACACUUCAACAGAAUAAAGAAAAGGAACUCGCUGCUAUCACAAGGUUCAACACUCGCAAGAAUAAAGGAAAUGCUCUUUAUCCGCUCGAUGUCCUUGCUACGCAGACCGAGAAGGGAGAUAUUCCAUCCCGUCAUCGGGCGUUGAAAGAGUUGUUUGACGAGAAAGUUCAGAAACAGCUGAAGGGAAAGAAAGCGAAGAGCGUGGUCUGGGCUGAGCAAUUGACUCAUUACUCGACCGAGAAGAAGAUUGAGGAUGAGAAGGAGGCAGACAAGGAGAAAGGAAAGACGAAGGAGAAACCAAUCAUCAAGAAGAAAGUCGAGAUUUCUAAAGAAGUUGUGCUGGAGAGAGAGUCGGCAAUCUCCGCUGCGGAGGAGAAGCCACCUGUCAUUGAGGGAACGAGGCCUGAGGAAAAGAAGCUCGAGGAGAAGAAGAGCUCGAUUCCGAGAGUCAGUAUGCGGAGUAAGAUGGCACUCGGCAUGGCGGUUAAUGGAACACCAGCUCCGAAGAGAAGAAUGAAGCGGGCUUGAGUGGUGAGAUGAUGAUGAAUACAUGGAUUUGUCUACUGAGUUUUUGUCUAUAGCUAGCUUCCUUUGCUGUUGGAUUUCUUGCAUUUGGCUUGCCUGCUUGCUUGUCCCUUGUUUGUUGCAGAGCGAGCACGGCGAAGAGGUGUUCUUGGGGUUUGGGCAUUACUAUAGGGCUUUUAGCUUUGGGUGGGCUGUUUUUUUUCUUCUUGCUGAGC
This is a messenger RNA of Hymenoscyphus albidus, 3178 nucleotides long. NCBI's taxonomy places the organism in Eukaryota, Fungi, Ascomycota, Leotiomycetes, Helotiales, Helotiaceae. The record is from the annotation of a GenBank genome assembly.